Messenger RNA from Zingiber officinale, 705 nucleotides. Its product is annotated as NDR1/HIN1-like protein 13. The record is from RefSeq and is a predicted model, not a curated record. The transcript has a single exon. Gene Ontology annotation, cellular component: plasma membrane. Bases 1 to 705 code for a protein of 234 amino acids. NCBI's taxonomy places the organism in Eukaryota, Viridiplantae, Streptophyta, Magnoliopsida, Zingiberales, Zingiberaceae.
AUGGCGGAGCAGGAGCCGCCCCAGCACUGCAAUCCUGCACCUCUGCCCCUUCCUCCGCCCUUCGAAACCUACAUCGUCCAAGUCCCAAAGGACCAAAUCUACCGAAUCCCUCCUCCAGAGAAUGCUUCCUUGGUCGAACACUACCGCAGCCAGGUCAGGCAACACCGCCAGAACCGCUGCCCCUGCUUCCGUUACCUCAAGCGCCUCGCCCUCCCUGUCUUCCUCCCGCUCAUCCUCCUCACGGCCGCUAUCAUCAUCUUCUUCGCCAUCGUCAACCCCACCACUCCCACCUUCGCCGUCAACUCCUUCUCCGUCAAGGAUGUCUCAAAAUCAAAAACAGAGUAUGACUUCUCGGUGAGAAUCAUCAAUCCAAGCAACAGAGUAAGCUUGUCGUAUGCCGGCGGUGGGCUCGCAGUCGCCUCCCAUGCCGGCAAAGAGUUCGCCACCGGGUCGACGCCAAGGUUCUUCCAACCGCACGGCAAUAUGACCGACCUCAAAUUGCUUCUCCGCUCGACCAAAAGCCCAACGAAAGGGUCGAAUAAACCUCUUUGGAUCAAGUUAAGGAUUGAAUUUACAGUGGGCGCCAAGAUCGGCCAGUUGGAGUUGCGGCGCAUGAGGUUGGACGUGAAAUGCGAUGUCAAAGUCUCUGGGUUGGAUAAGAAGGUGCGCAUCUCCUCACAGGACUGCAACAGCAAUCUCUCGUGA